UUCUUCCAGUCGUUCCAUCAGAUUCACUUCAUCGCGGCAGCACCUCCGAAGAGGAACGAUGGCGAGCAUCUUCUCCAGAAUCCUGUCCUCCAAACGGAACCUGGGCAUCCUGUCGGUGAUCGGAGCCUCGUCGGUCACGGCUGGAUUCCUGCUGCACCGGGACCGUGUCUCCGCCGGUGUGCCGGUCCGCCGGAGGUACCCGGCCAGUGCGGAGUACCCUGACCUACGCAAACACAAUAACUGCAUGGCCUCUAACCUGACACCUGCCAUCUACAACAAGCUCAGUGAUAAGACCACUCCAAACGGAUUCACACUGGACCAGGCCAUCCAGACAGGCGUGGACAACCCUGGUCACCCCUUCAUCAAGACUGUUGGCAUGGUGGCAGGAGACGAGGAGUCCUAUGAGGUGUUUGCAGACCUGUUGGAUCCUGUCAUCAAAGAGAGGCACAAUGGCUAUGAUCCCAAGACCAUGACCCAUCCAACCGACCUGGACGCCCAUAAGAUCCAGUCCGGGCAAUUUGAUGAACGCUACGUGCUGUCAUCCAGGGUGAGGACAGGCCGCAGUAUCCGUGGGCUGAGCCUGCCCCCCGCCUGCACCCGUGCAGAACGUAGGGAGGUGGAGCGAGUGGUGGUUGAUGCCCUGGCGGGCCUGAAGGGUGAUCUGGCUGGAAAAUACUACAGCCUCACUCAAAUGACAGAAAAGGAACAGCAACAGCUCAUUGAUGACCACUUCCUCUUUGACAAGCCAGUGUCACCCCUCCUAACAUGUGCAGGCAUGGCUCGUGAUUGGCCAGAUGCCCGUGGUAUUUGGCACAACAAUGAGAAGACAUUCCUGAUUUGGAUCAAUGAGGAGGAUCACACCAGGGUCAUCUCCAUGGAGAAAGGAGGCAACAUGAAGAGAGUCUUUGAGAGAUUUUGCAAAGGCCUCAAUGAGGUGGAGCACCUGAUCCAGGAGAAGGGCUGGGAGUUCAUGUGGAACAAUAGACUUGGUUACAUCCUGACCUGCCCCUCCAAUCUGGGGACGGGGCUUCGGGCCGGUGUCCACGUCAAACUGCCCCGGCUAAGCAAGGAUCCACGCUUCAGUAAGAUCUUGGAAAACCUGCGCCUGCAGAAACGAGGGACAGGUGGGGUGGACACGGCUGCUGUGGGUGGCGUGUUUGACAUCUCCAAUCUCGACCGCCUGGGCCUUUCUGAGGUCCAGCUCGUGCAGACAGUGAUCGACGGCGUCAACUACUUAAUCGAGUGUGAGAAAAAACUGGAGCGUGGACAGGACAUCAAGGUGCCCCCUCCCAUCAAGCAGAACAGAUAGACACUGAUCCCUGAUCUGAGCCAUUAACCCCAACAGGCACACUCACCCAUUGUGUGGAUGAUAUCUUUGUCUUUGUUUCACUCACAGUUUAACCUAUGUCACUCCCCCAAAUGCUGUUUGCUUCUCUAUAGCAUAUUCUAGAUAAAUUAAACACGGCUGUCACCUCAAACCAAAUCAGUUCUAAAAUACUGCAUCGAGUUAAAUUAUUGCAUUUCAAAGCUUGGCUUCAGCU
Molecule: messenger RNA, 1541 nt
Organism: Thalassophryne amazonica
Lineage: Eukaryota; Metazoa; Chordata; Actinopteri; Batrachoidiformes; Batrachoididae
Product: creatine kinase U-type, mitochondrial-like
Exons: 9
Coding region: 59-1309 (416 amino acids)
Biological process (GO): phosphocreatine biosynthetic process
Cellular component (GO): mitochondrion
Molecular function (GO): creatine kinase activity
Source: RefSeq, a predicted model, not a curated record